GUAGAACUGAGAGUCAUAGGAAAAAAGAAGAAAGUCCCAAGAAGAGUUAUCCACUUUGUUAGUGGUUAAACAAUGGAAGAAUAUAGUACAGAUGAAGAUGAAGUUGAUGGCCUGGAGAAGAAAGAUGUUUUGCCUACUGUUGAUCCGACAAAACUUACCUGGGGCCCCUACUUAUGGUUUUACAUGCUUCAGGCUGCCACCUCAACCCUCUCAGUGUGUGACUUUCUUGGAGAGAUGAUUGCCUCUGUUUUGGGCAUCAGCAUCCCAAAAUAUCAGUAUGCCAUUGAUGAGUAUUACCAGAUGAAGAAAGAAGAAGAGGAAGAAGAAGAAAACAGGUUGUCUGAAGAAGCAGAAAGACAAUUUCAACUGAAUAACGUACAGGCCGAUAUAAUUGUUCAGAGAGGUCAGCCAGAAACUGGUAUCCAGUUCCUUUGUGAAUCUUAACUUUGAGAUGGAGGGAGACUGUGAACUAAUUAUGGAAAGCAAGCAAAACCCAGCCUCUGCCCCACCAUAAAAUCAGAUGACUAUAAAACUUUAUACACUAAGGGAUUUUUUAUACCAGAACCUUUUCUCAUUC
Messenger RNA from Sorex fumeus (smoky shrew), 577 nucleotides. Its product is annotated as protein FAM177A1-like. The record is from RefSeq and is a predicted model, not a curated record. The transcript has a single exon. Bases 73 to 444 code for a protein of 123 amino acids. NCBI's taxonomy places the organism in Eukaryota, Metazoa, Chordata, Mammalia, Eulipotyphla, Soricidae.